AAGAGCUCACCCAGAGGACCAGAGUGAUGCACAGCUUCCCCUAGGAUUUGGCCUGCGGACCUGGGAGGACACUGAGGACAGUGCUCGGGGCAGCCACCCCACAAUCGGAAUCUUCUGCAUUUAAAGACAACGACGCAUCAUGCUGAAGAGAGGGAGGAAGGCCCACCUUUACACCAAAACCCCGGAUGGAGGUUGGGGAUGGAUGGUUGUGUUUCAUUUUUUCCUGGUAAAUAUGUUUGUGAUGGGGAUGACCAAGACUUUUGCAAUUUUCUUUGUGGUUUUUCAAGAAGAAUUUGAAGGCACCUCAGAGAAAAUUGGCUGGAUUGGAUCCAUCAUGUCAUCACUUCGUUUUUCUGCAGGUCCCCUGGUUGCCAUUAUUUGUGACAUAAUUGGAGAGAAAACUGCCUCCAUUCUUGGGGCUUUCCUUGUUGCUGGUGGAUAUCUGAUCAGCAGCCAGGCCACAGGCAUUCCCUUUCUUUGUGUGACUAUGGGACUUUUACCUGGUUUGGGUUCUGCUUUCCUGUACCAAGUAGCUGCAGUUGUAACUACCAAAUACUUCAAAAAACGAUUAGCUCUUUCUACAGCUAUUGCCCGUUCUGGGAUGGGACUGACAUUCCUGUUGGCACCUUUUACAAAAGUCCUGAUAGAUCUAUAUGACUGGACAGGUGCCCUUAUAUUAUUUGGAGCUAUCACAUUGAAUUUGGUGCCUUCUAGUAUGCUCUUAAGACCCAUCCAGAUCAAAAGUGAGAGCAAUUCCGAUAUUAAAGAUAAAGGGAGCAGUUUGUCUGCAAGUGCUUCAGAGGCAGUGUGUGGGACAGAAGCAUCAUCUUGCCAUGAGAUACAAGAGUCUACCACCUGGGACAGCACUAUGCAGAAGGCUGGACAACCCAAAACAAGGUUAACAGUCUCACAAAGUCAAAAUGAAGAGUGUAACAAUGGUCCCAACAGAAACAGAUUGCUCCUAACAACUAAGGAAGAAAGUUACAAGAAAAAGGCUAUUUCGUGGAGCUGUAAACAAAACCUCUUUGAUAUUUCUCCUUUUAAGAAUCCUUUCUUUUACAUAUUUACCUGGUCUUUUCUCCUCAGUCAGUUGGCAUAUUUCAUCCCUACCUUUCACCUGGUAGCCAGAGCCAAAACCCUGGGGAUUGACAUCAUGAAUGCCUCCUACCUCGUUUCUAUAGCUGGUAUCAUUGAGGCAAUCAGUCAGAUUAUCUCUGGAUGGGUUGCUGAUCAAAACUGGAUGAAGAAGUAUCAUUACCACAAGUCUUACCUCAUCCUCUGUGGCAUCACUAACCUGCUUGCUCCUUUAGCCACCACAUUUCCACUACUUAUGACCUAUACCAUCUUCUUUGCCAUUUUCUCUGGUGGUUACCUGGCAUUGAUACUUCCUGUACUGGUUGAUCUGUCUGGGAAUUCUAUGGUACACAGGUCUUUGGGAUUUGCCAGUUUCUUUGCUGGGAUGGCUGUCCUUGCUGGACCACCUAUAGCAGGCUGGUUAUAUGAUUAUACCCAGACAUACAGCGGCUCCUUCUACUUCUCUGGCAUAUGCUAUCUCCUCUCUUCAGUUUCCUUUUUCUUUGUGCCAUUGGCUGAGAGAUGGAAAAACAGAGUCUGACCAGAAAGAAAGAGGACUGCAAUCAAGUGAGAGCUUAACAAAAGAAAAUCUAAACUAAUAAGUCAUUGGAAACAAAAGCUUGGAAGAAAACAAUUUCCUCAUUUGUAAAAUGAAAAGCUCAACCAGACAGUUUUUAAGUUCUUUUUGCUUUAGCAUUCUGAGGAAUGUCUAAUUGGUUGUAAGAAAAGAAUAAUAGCAACUUAAAUUAAGCUGCUUGUUAGUAUUCAAUCAAAUAGGCUAACAUUUUAAUCAGCUGAAGCAGCUACCUUAGGUAUUAAAUGAAAAUCAGAAUGUACUGUAACAGUAAAUUAACCAAACUCUCAAUUGUGCCAUGGUCACUAAAAUAUGUGAAGAUGGAAAAUUGUUUUUCUUAAUUUAAAGAAGUACUAAAUACAGCCAUUGGUUGACUAGAACUCUGGAAUCUGAGUGAAUAUUAAAACCUUGUUUAGUGACUGGAAUGGUACAUACCCCCAAAAAAGUUUAUCUUUGUGUAUUGAUUAGAAGUAAUCUUUGUUUUCUUUUCAUUAUUUUGUUUCUUAAAUUUUCUAUGAUAAACAUAUAUUGCUAUGUAAUAAAAAAUAA
This is a messenger RNA of Diceros bicornis minor, 2197 nucleotides long. It is a transcript of the gene SLC16A4, whose product is annotated as solute carrier family 16 member 4. Gene Ontology annotation, molecular function: monocarboxylic acid transmembrane transporter activity. The record is from RefSeq and is a predicted model, not a curated record. Bases 140 to 1615 code for a protein of 491 amino acids. The transcript has 9 exons. NCBI's taxonomy places the organism in Eukaryota, Metazoa, Chordata, Mammalia, Perissodactyla, Rhinocerotidae. Gene Ontology annotation, biological process: monocarboxylic acid transport; transmembrane transport.